Molecule: messenger RNA, 1620 nt
Organism: Entelurus aequoreus (snake pipefish)
Lineage: Eukaryota; Metazoa; Chordata; Actinopteri; Syngnathiformes; Syngnathidae
Product: phospholipid phosphatase 2-like
Exons: 7
Coding region: 478-1335 (285 amino acids)
Biological process (GO): signal transduction; phospholipid metabolic process; phospholipid dephosphorylation
Molecular function (GO): phosphatidate phosphatase activity
Source: RefSeq, a predicted model, not a curated record
GUAAUUAGUGGCGGGUUGGAGAAGCAAGAUGGACGCCUCUCAGAACACUUGUUGCGGUCAAAAACACUAAAAUAUGUUUUAAAGACAGCAUUUAAAAAAAAAAAAAAGUAAUUCUUACAUACUUACAUACAAAUUUGUGAACUUAUUCGUCAGAUAACCAAAAAAGAAAAAUCGCAUAGUUCGCUAAUAAUCGCCGUCACCUAACUAGCUAACCUAUUAAAAUGACAAAGAGGUAGAAGUUACGGUAAGAAAUAGAUUCUUCCACCUGAUUUCAAGACUGGGAGGCGGUGUCUACCCUCUCCUUUUAACCGGGGAGGGGAGGUCGGAGCACCGAGGCCCGACCCCGCCUCCUCCGCUCAGCUCUUGUCGGGCCAGCAAUGUGCAGCGUGACCCGCAGAGUCACCUCCUCCACACCGGCGCUGCUCACCUGGCGAGGUCUUCUUCCAGCGGUCACCAGACCACAGCGAGGGGGGAAACAUGACCGAGCAAGGCAAGAGGGUGCUCCUGGUGGUGGUGGACGUUCUUUCCGUCUUCAUUGUGGCUCUGCCUUCGGCCAUUCUGACACUUAUGUUCAGUCCGUACCAAAGAGGAAUCUACUGCGAUGACGAGAGCAUCAACUACCCCUACAGGAGGGACACCAUCUCCCACGGAGCAAUGGCCGCCGUCACCAUCUCCAGCUCUAUCAUCAUUAUCACCACUGGAGAGGCCUACCUGGUGCACGCCAAGCGUCUGCACUCCAACUCCCAGUUCAACCAGUACUUGUCGGCGCUCUAUAAAGUGGUGGGCACCUACCUGUUCGGAGCAGGCGUUAGCCAGUCGCUCACCGACUUGGCCAAGUUCACCAUCGGGCGACCGCGGCCCAACUUCCUUGCUGUGUGCGCCCCCGUCAGCUGCAACGGAUACGUGCUGCAGAUCAACUGCACCGGCAGCUUGCGCAACGUUACUGAGUCCAGGCUGUCCUUCUACUCAGGCCACUCGUCCUUUGGAAUGUACUGCAUGCUCUUUCUGUCGCUGUACGUCCAGGCCCGCAUGCAAGGCAAAUGGACACGGUUAGUUCGACCCACCAUCCAGUUCUUCCUGGUGGCCUUUUCCGUCUACGUGGGCUACACACGCGUCUCUGACUACAAGCACCACUGGAGCGAUGUGCUAGUGGGACUCCUGCAGGGGGCGCUCAUCGCCGUGCUCACUGUGAAAUACGUGUCGGACUUCUUCAAGCAGCGCUCUCCUCCUCGCACGCGAGCAGAUCCUUGUGACGAGGAGGAGGAACGUAAAGCAAGUCCUCAGCUGCCCGGCUCUCAGCGCACAAAUCACUACAACUACUCAGCACCCGUAUGAACGCUACGACACAAACACAGAUAUCACAACCACUAAACGGAACUUGGACAACGUCAACACCACUUUGUGUGCUGAAACAAUGUCUUUUUUUUUUAAUCCUUCAUUUUCGACAAUAUUGAUGCUGUGACCUGAUGGAAGAUAUUUGUCACAAUAUUUCACCUCUGAUUGAACGGCCGCCGUCUUUUUUUGUUUGUUUGUAACGCGGACCGCUUUAGCUAACAUAUUUUUAUAUAUAACGUCCAUGACUACUACUGUAUCGUAUCUAAUAAACUGUGCUUGUUUUUA